This is a messenger RNA of Medicago truncatula (barrel medic), 1594 nucleotides long. Its product is annotated as protein EARLY-RESPONSIVE TO DEHYDRATION 7, chloroplastic. Gene Ontology annotation, cellular component: plasma membrane. The transcript is spliced from 4 exons. NCBI's taxonomy places the organism in Eukaryota, Viridiplantae, Streptophyta, Magnoliopsida, Fabales, Fabaceae. The record is from RefSeq and is a predicted model, not a curated record. The coding region runs from base 32 to 1255 and encodes 407 amino acids.
AUUUCUAAUUUUUUUCUACAACUACAUUUGUAUGCAAACUAUGUCUCAAAAAACAUCAUUCUACCCUCAAGUUGAAUCCACAAACCCAGACGCAAAUUCACCCUUUUCUCAUUCCUCAUCUUCUUCUACCAUGUAUCCUUCAAUCACCACCAACAACCUCUCCUCAGAAUAUCAAAACACUACACAAACACAAGCAUCAGAACAUGUUCUUGUCACUGUCCCAAACGUGAUUCUCCACCUCAUAGAGAAAGACUCAAGCGUCCACCUAGCUUCCGGAGACUUAACUAUAGUAAGCCUUAAAGAAGAAGAAAAAGUGGUAGCAGUUCUUGCACGCAUAGGUGAUCAAAUCCAAUGGCCAUUAGCCAAAGAUGUUUCAACAGUAAAACUCGAUGAGUCGCAUUAUUUCUUCACUCUUAAGCUUCCACAGAGUGAUGAUGAAGUUUUGAACUAUGGAUUGACAGUGGCGGCAAAAGGGUCAAAGAAAGUUUUGAAGAAACUUGAUGAGGUUCUUGAAAAGUACAGUCUUCUUUCUGUUGAGAAGGUGAAGGGUGUUAAAGGGUGGGAGGUUUUGGAGAAAAAGGAAGAUGUAGAGGAAAAUUCUGCUGCUGCUUAUUGGACAACGUUGGCACCAAACGUGGAGGAUUAUAGUGGAAGAUUUGGUAGAUGGAUUGCUGCAGGUUCAGGACAAAUGAUCAGAGGAAUUUUGUGGUGCGGUGAUGUUACUGUUGAUAGAUUGAAAUGGGGUGAUGAUUUCAUGAAGAAGAGGUUGCAACCUGGUUCUUCUCAAUCACAGAUUAGUCCACUUGCCCUGAAUAGUAUGAAAAGUGUUAAGAAGUUGACAAAGAUGUCUGAGAAAGUGGCUCUUGGUGUUCUCUCUGGAGCUGUUAAGGUGUCUGGAUUCCUUACUAGUUCAGUGGUGAACUCUAAACCAGGGAAGAAGUUUUUUAGCUUUCUUCCUGGAGAAGUUCUACUUGCUUCUCUUGAUGGAUUCAAUAGGGUAUGUGAUGCUGUUGAAGUAGCUGGAAGGAAUGUUAUGUCCACUUCAUCAGUUGUGACCACUGGACUUGUUUCACACAAAUAUGGAGAAAAAGCAGCUGAGAUUACAAAUGAAGGGUUUGAUGCUGCAGGGCAUGCAAUUGGUACAGCUUGGGCUGUGUUCAAACUUAGGAAGGCACUUAACCCCAAGAGUGUGAUCAAACCAACAACACUAGCUAAAGCUGCUGUCCGAGCAAGUUCUGCUCAACUGAAGAAAUAACAAUUAUAAUACACUAGUUUUAUUAGUUUAUCAAUAUGUUAGUUUUGUCUCUCUAAUUAUCAUGUGUAUUUUAUAGUGUUUUUUUUGCAGAAGUGUAUUGUUUAGUUAAUUAUAGAUGAUCAGGAAAAAGGGAUUAAGUUUGUUACAUUUCCACCAGUCCAAAAUAUAGAAUAUAGAUUUUACCAUCUGUUUUUAGAUAGGCUGUUUAACAGUUUUUUUAUCAGAUGCAAAAUAUCUAAACCACAGUGGUGUUCUCUUUACUGGUCUACUGUCCAUGGUGCACUUGAAAUUUAAUGGAUAUGUGAGAAUUUUCAAUUGUUAAUUCCAUUGAUUUGUUUU